This is a messenger RNA of Sus scrofa (pig), 5681 nucleotides long. RefSeq names its product chromosome 13 C3orf70 homolog (gene C13H3orf70). NCBI's taxonomy places the organism in Eukaryota, Metazoa, Chordata, Mammalia, Artiodactyla, Suidae. The record is from RefSeq and is a predicted model, not a curated record. Gene Ontology annotation, biological process: nervous system development.
CCGGGCGGGUGUGUCUUCGGCAUGCUCAGCCCUCCGCCGAGUGUGGACGUGGGUGUCAGAGGGGAGUGUGUGAGUGGGAAGCGUGCGUGGAAGCUGACGUGCGUGUGGAAACCGAGCCGCCGAGGCGGGUGUGUGUUCCUAACGGCCGCCCUGCCGCUCAGGGCCAGCCUCUGGGGGCUGAGUGAGCGUGCAGGGGCAGAGACUCUCCGAGAGGGGAGGCGAAGUCAACCACCCACCGCGCUUCCCCGCCGUGUGUGAGUGAGGGGGCGGGGCCGGCGGAGGGACUCGUGGCGUCUGCCGAGGCCAGAGCGCGCGCGUGUGCGUGUGCGCGUGGGGGCGCGGUGCGCGCCGCGGCGGAGGGAGGGAGGGAGGCGGCGGCAGGCCCAGCCCCCGGUCGCAGCGCCCGGGGCGGCUCCUUUGCGAGCCUGGGACCGCCGCGCUGCUGGUGCUGCUGCUGCCGCCGCUGCCGCUGCCGCCGCCGCCGCCGCCGCCGCCGCCGCCACCACCGCCUGCAGCUGGCGUGACUCUCGGCCCGCGCCGUGCCCUCCCUCUUUCACUGCCAGCUCGACUUCCCGCCCGCCCAGACGCCGCUUCUUCCAAGCUCCAGAUCUCGGCUUCGCGGAGGGAGAGGAAAUGAGUGCGGCCGCGGCGCCGGUGUCCGAGCGCGGUUGGAAGAGCGAGAAAGUGGACGAGGCUCAGGCCCUGGCGCGGAGUUGCGCUGCCCGCAGACCCGACUUCCAGCCAUGCGACGGGCUCUCCAUCUGUGCCACACACAGCCACGGCAAGUGCUUCAAGCUGCACUGGUGCUGUCACCUAGGAUGGUGUCACUGCAAAUACGUGUAUCAGCCAAUGACCCCCGUGGAACAGCUUCCAAGCACUGAGAUUCCUGCGAAGCCUCGGGAGCCCACAAACACCAUUCAGAUCUCUGUCUCCCUCACUGAACACUUUCUGAAAUUUGCAUCUGUCUUCCAGCCUCCCCUUCCCCCUGACUCACCAAGGUACUGUAUGAUCUCAGACCUCUUUAUUGACAACUAUCAGGUUAAAUGUAUUAAUGGGAAGAUGUGCUAUGUGCAGAAGCAGCCGGCGCCACAUUCCCACAAAAUGAGCCCUGAGGAGGUCUCUGCACACGAUGCCUUAAUUUCAAAAGAGAGCAAUACGCCAAAAAUAGAUCAUUGCUCUUCUCCCUCAAGUUCUGAGGACUCUGGGAUAAAUGCCAUCGGGGCUCACUAUGUGGAAUCGUGUGAUGAGGACACAGAAGAAGGAGCCGAACUGAGUUCAGAGGAAGAUUACAGUCCGGAGAGCAGCUGGGAACCGGACGAGUGCACCCUCCUGUCCCCCUCGCAGUCUGAUCUGGAAGUGAUUGAAACAAUAGAAACCACCGUGUGAGGGUCCAGGCUGGAAGCCGGGUCCUCUGAUCCAUGCUGAGCUUUUGUACUUUUGUCUGAUGGAUCCUUUUCCACUGCAGUCAGUGUUUUCUACCCUCUCUAGCAACCAUAGCAGUUCAGUGGUCUGCUGAUUUAGCUUCACUUUUAAAUUAGUCUUAUAACUAAGGCAUUCUUUUUCUUAUACAUGGUUUUCUUUUGUAUCUUGACUUUCUUUUUAUGUAGCAUCUGGUGUCAUGAAUUGUGACCCAGCCUUAAUUUCACUGGGAACUUUGAAAGCAGUGAAGCGAUGAUCACAGAGCAUCGUGGAUCGGGUUGAGGAGCUGCCCAGAGUGAAGGAGGCACUAUUUUCUCAGUAGCCAGUUCUUUGCAGAACAGCUCUUUGGCAUUCCUUGUGGCGAGCUGACAGGCACCGCCACCCCACUAGUCCCAUGUGGAGACUGGUUCACGUGACCCCUUGAGGUGUGCACUGGUAGAUGCUGCUCUGUCCCUGUCCCUGUCUCCCCACCGCCUGCACUGGGUUUGGGCCAGUGUGACCUCAGCUUGCUUCUAGGAGGUCACUGGAGGCCAGCUUGGCCCCUAGUAAUGCACAACCUCUGUGACCUGGGGCUGAGCUAGACCUCACUUCAGAAGAAAUGACGUCUCUAAUUUCAUGCUCAAUCCAGCAUUAGCUGAGUGCCUGCACUCUUCAGGGUGCUGUGGGGAUGCACAGUGAAUAAGGCCCGCCUCCCAGCAUCCAUGGAUCAUAGUCCAGUAGGGACAGAAACCUGUGCAGGUGAUGGGACCCAGAGUGCCCUGGGGACUCAGGGGAGGGAGAGAGGUGCUUGGCUUGGGCUAUCUGGGGAGAGUGGUGUAGCUGGCCUUUGGGGUGAGUUCCCCAACAUUUUAAAUAAGUUUUGAAAAUUGUUCUUCAAGUCUGGGGAAAACUUUAGGAAGCUAUAUAGGUAUUAUAUUUAAGAGGCAGCCACAUCUAAUGUCUUAAGAAAAAAAAUCAAGAAUAGUUUUAGUUAGCAUGGAAAUGCUAAAGACAGCAGUCCUUUAGGGAUUAGGAAUGAAUCUAAUAGGUUUGAUUAAUUCUGCUUCAUUUGGUUGUAUGAAGCAUUAGAAUGGCUUAGGUGAGAUAUGAAUUAGAAUUCAGUAUGAUGCAUGGACUUUUUUAUGCAAAUGCAAAAGCAGUUGAAAUAGUUCGCUGCUAAAUCAGGAGAAAAUAUUUUGUGUAAUAUUCACUUUAUUACAGUAAUAUUCAUGGUCUGUUGUAUGUUCUCUUUUCCUACACACAUAAAGUAGUGAAUGAUUGUUAUUUAGCUCUCUUCAGAAUCCUGCUCCUGAUAGCCAUUUGUAACAGGUGUUCUUGUGUGAGUCAGUUAGCUGCCAUUUCUCCAAGUGUACUGGCUGUUAAGCAUAGUUAGGAAUCCAGGAAAUUUAAAAUAUGGCCCAAAUGGAACCAGAACUAUCAAAGUGGGAGAGAGAGAACUACUUCUCAUACCCUCACUGUCCACGAGUGUGCGCCCAUGGCAUUUUCUCCUGCUCUGUCAGCAUGUGACACGUCUGUUCUAUGUCAGGGUUUAUGUUUUAAGAAAGAAGAGGCCCGUUCACUGAGGGCUCCGCUUGGCAUCCUUCACCAAUCACUGUAGGCAGAACCUGCUUUCCGAGUUGUAUGUGUAGUUCAGGUGAGCACCUAGAGCAUUUUGUUAGGUUUAGGUGCCCCGAACAUCCGCAGGGUUUGGAGAGUGAAGUGUGUGUGCUCCUUUGAGGACAGGUUGAGUUAACACUUCCUGUGAGGGUGAGAGUACAGCCAGCAUGAAGUUCCCACCUCGUAGCACAUGAAGACUCAACAAGUCAAACUGAGAAGGUGGGUGGGUAGCAGAGCUCCAGGGCCAUUGGGGCCCAGGAGAGACAGCAGAGGUGGGUGUGGGGAGAGGGGUGUAGGGACAGACAGCUGAUGAGCCCAGCCCGGGGCUCUCAGUGCCACCUGCCUGCCUGGGAUUGAGCAGCCAGCUGGAGGCAGCUUGGAAGCUGAGUGCUUGGGAGCCAUGGCAAGGCCAGGGGCCUGUCUAUACCUAGCCCUGUGUGAGCUCAUUGCAUCCUCUAUGUGGAAACAUAGAGGGUCUUCUCUUUCUACACCAUUGCCACCACUUCUCUCCUCUGUCCGUUAAUCUAAUUGGAGUCAACCACCAGAGCUCCAAAGCCAUGGAAUCCAUGGGCACAGGGCCCUGUUUCUGAGGCCAGCUGGGUCAGGGUUGGGCCUUUUAUCAGUGUAAUAUCUGUGACUUUUGCCUAGGUUCCUGUUUUCUAAACUCCUGAACUGCCAUUCAGAUUAACCACAAUUUUAAUGGAAUUUUUGGAUUUGACACUGGUUGAUGAUCACUUUAAAUAUUUGCACAAUCUCUUUAUAAUUGAAAACUCACUAAGCUUCACUUACUACUAUUUUAUAGAAUUGGAGAUGUUCCAUUGGAUUCUAAAUAUCAGAUGUUCCUGGAUCUCAAAAUAGCCUUUUCUAAAUAAGCACAAGCAAGAUUUUUUUUUGUUGUUCUAGCACUGUUAAUAUUAAUAAGUCUCUGAAAAUCAUGUAUGAUUGACCAGAAUUGUUUCCUUAUGCUUGCAUUCCAAGAACAACUGAUAAGGAUAUAAAAAUAUAUAGUUUCAACUUAAAUUCUAGGCCUAUUCUGUUCUAUAUUACAUGAAAGAGUUUCUCGGUAAUCCUGAUAUUAUAUUGCUCCUUUGUAUAAACAUAUUUAUAGGCACUUUAGAGAAUGUUUAGACUGCAGUGUGUAUUAUAGACAUUGAACACAGUCAUGUUAAAUAGGCUUUUGAUUAAUACUUGUACACUGAGAGAUAUGAAAGCUUUAUAAUUUGGAUCAUAUAGUACAUGCUGACUUGGGGCAAAGAGUUGGGCUAUGGGAAUGGAAAACUGCUUUCUUGGGCUUUUGUCAAAAACUGGCACCAUUCCCACUUUUUGAAAGUUGAGAUGAAAGCUGUUAGGGAGAAGAUACAAAGUAAGUGCUGUGUGGAAUUUAGCUUUCUUAUCUGACCAAGAUUUCUUUUAGAAUUUUCAAGUUUCACAUAUGUUCAUGAUUUUUCUGAGAAAUGACAAAGCUUUUAAAAUGCUUUUGUAGUUAUAACUAUUUGGUACAUUAACCAUUGAAACUUUACAGUCAAAUCUAGGUAUUUUCAAGAUUUGAAAUGCAAAUUUGAGGAAAACCCUGAAGAAAAACAGUUGCUUUCCUGGAAGUGGAAGACCUGUGGUUCCAGGUAAUGCAGUACAAAAUGAAACAAAAAAUACAAUCACCAAAACCAGAACAAAACCAUGAACUUGUUUUCCUGAAGUAUGUUUUGGAUUUGAUCUAGGAUUGAUUUUUACCUUGGGAGUAGUGGUGUUAUUUCUUAACCUCUUCUUCCUGGCCUAUUUGAAACAUCAGUUUUUCACAUGUCAUAUGCACAUUUCUCUAUAUGGGUCAUAGGAUGCAACCAGGUAAUUUAGAAAGCUGUCAAAGAUCCAGCUAGGUUCGAUGAUACAGAUACUUCUGGGCAAGAGAAAAACACAAAAUAAUAUUUAUACAGUCAACUCUUGGUUUUCCAUCUGGUUUGCAAAAUUUUAUUGACAUGUUUUGGAUGUUUACAUGAGGAAAAAGUUUUCUUGGGUUUUCUUUCCUAUUUCCCACUCCAGAGGAUGUGUGAGCAUCGAUAAGGAGACCCGUUGUAUUUUGGGCAUUUCUGUAAGUGUGUGUUUGUCUCUUCCCGUGGAGGGGAUGAGAAAGAAGUGGGAGUUCUCUGCACUUUAUCAGUGCUGUAAAGUCCAGGGAGGUCAGCUCCUCACGUCCAGACGUAAGUAUAGGAGCACUUCCCAAAACUAAUUUUGCAAUGAUUUACCUUCAGAAAAUUUCACAUGUCAUUGCUCCCUUUCAUUAUCAUGGAUAAUUGAGAGUUGACUGUAUUGGGAAAGGGCCGUGUUUCUGUUUGUGCUUUGAGUUCUUUUUUCUGUUAAGGUGGAGGCAGUGCUCUCUUAAUAGUUGGAACAGGUCUGAAAGCAAAUCAUCACUAGAGGUUUUAAUACUGAGCUCCCAUAUCAUUGUGUUCAUAUGUAUUCUUAAGGCUGUUCAUAUCUUGUAAUAUUCACUUACUGUGCUAUUUUUAAAACCUGUCUAUUUAAAUGUUUUAAGCACAAUGUUGAUCCUUCUGUAAUUUCCUAAAAUUAUAUUGUUUUCCUACAAACAGCUCAACUUUCUUCUCUGUAUAAUACUUUAGGAAAAUACUACCUUGUAAAAUAAAUGUGAUUUUUUUCUUUUGUACCGGCACAAA